This is a messenger RNA of Frankliniella occidentalis (western flower thrips), 5623 nucleotides long. It is a transcript of the gene Remo, whose product is annotated as adhesion G protein-coupled receptor A3. Gene Ontology annotation, molecular function: G protein-coupled receptor activity. The coding region runs from base 203 to 3982 and encodes 1259 amino acids. Gene Ontology annotation, biological process: G protein-coupled receptor signaling pathway; cell surface receptor signaling pathway. The record is from RefSeq and is a predicted model, not a curated record. Gene Ontology annotation, cellular component: plasma membrane. The transcript is spliced from 15 exons. NCBI's taxonomy places the organism in Eukaryota, Metazoa, Arthropoda, Insecta, Thysanoptera, Thripidae.
UAAACUGCUACAAGAUCAUGCCUUUGAAGGUCUAAUCAACCUUGAGGUUUUGAAGCUAAAUAAUAACAGUCUUUCUGAAAUCAAUCAAAAUACAGUCAACCAAUUGAAAACCCUUAGAAAACUGGACAUUUCAAGCAAUCCAUUGCAGUGUGACUGUGCUCAAUCAUGGCUGUCCAAUUUAGCCAGAAGUUUAACUCUCAAAAUGUCUCCAACACCAAAGUGUUCAUCCCCUGCUGGAGGAUUGACAUUAGUUCAGUGGAUUGAGAAAAGUUCUUCAAUGUGCGGCAGUAACCUUCAUACACUUGAUUUACUCAAGAUACAACCUAAACAAGAUCAGAUUGUCUUUGAAGGAGAUCGCUUACAACUUCAGUGUCAUGCCCUCCUUACUGGUCUAGACAACCCAACAAUAUCUUGGUCAUGGGGAAUGCAAGAUCCAUCUUUAGCCUUCCAAGAUGUUCAUUUAGAGAAUGUUAAUGUGUCUGACAAUGGAACCUUUCAAAGCUCUUUGAUAAUAGAUCACUUGACGAGUAAUCACUCAGGACAAUGGAACUGUUUGUUGGUAUCUGGUCAGGCUAAUCAUUCUCGAACAGUUUCUGUCAUAGUAAUCUCACAAAAGACAGUCUAUUGCCCGCAAACAGUUACCCGCAGCAAUAAGGGUACGUAUGUUUGGCCUCAAACUGUUGUUGGCUUCUCAGCAGAGUUGCCUUGUGAGGCUAUUGGUUUCAACAGUUUUCACAAACACUCAGCAUUUUAUGAGUGUUCGAGUGAAGGUAGGUGGCAGUCUCUAAAUACCUCACUCUGUCCGUAUGCAAGUGAAACCACACGAUUACUGCAAGAUUUUUCAAAAAUGAAUCUUAGUGAAGAACAUGGUCCUGCAAUUGUAGAAAGUGCCCGUCGGCUCUUGAAUUUGUCUUGUGGGACUCCUCCGCCGUCAGAUAAGAUGGAUGCUAUCUUCCUCUCAAGAGCCAUUUUCAAUUAUCUAAAAUUUUUGCCAAAAGAAAAAGAGGUUGGAUCACUUUUAAUUGAUAUGGUGAGCUGUACAAUUCAGAUGCCUCGCCAUAUUUUAAGGGCUGCUCAAAUAGAGGACCAAACAUGUUCGAGGCUGGUGCAGUCUGUAGAGAGUGUCACUCAGCAUUCAUCUUCAUUGCAACCACAACGGGCCACGUUGGCAGUUGAGGAAUUCCGUGUCAGUCAUACCAGUUUUUUGGGAAUUACAUGUGUCUGGUACUCAAGUGAUGCAGAAUAUAUUGCUUCUGGUAACUCUCACUCUUCUAAGAUAUUUCAGUGUUCUGAAGGAAAUAACACAGCAUUUUUGUCUAGUAGAGAGGAUCUCAUAGAAGCAUCUAUUCAAAUACCUCCUUCACUGCUUGAAAGACUGGGUAUGCCGGUCCUACCUUCUUACCAACUUUUAAUCUCAAUGUUUGAGAAUGGCCACUUAUUUCCACGUCUCAAUAGAAACGACUCUAAUGACAGGUGGGAUGUGGCUUCCAGUGUAAUUGGAGCCAAACUUGUUGGGAUGAACGUUCAGAAUCUUGUUGAUCCCUUGUACAUUGCGGUCCGAGGCCGCGAGGCAGGAGGCUGGGCGCGGCCGCGCCCCGUGUGGUGGGAUGAGGAUAUGAAUGACGGCACAGGAGGCUGGAGCGAGCAGGGCUGCACAUUGUCGCAUCUCAUGCACGGGAAGCUUGUCUUUUACUGUGACAGAUUUGGCUACUUCGGCCUCCUUCAAGAGUUGCCGUUUGAAUUUUUGGAAAGGAUGCCUAGAGGUUUUUUGCAAUUAGCUCACCCUGCUAUUUAUAUAGGGAGCUCAAUAUUAAUAAUCAGUCUGAUUAUUGCAAUAGUGACCUAUGUUGUUGUCGGUCCACGCAUACAGAUGCCAAAAAGAUCCAAGCAUGCUCUCAUUAACACAUGGAUUGCUAUCGCUCUUUUAAGUUUCAUGUUUAGCAUUGGAGUUCACCAGACUGACGAUGUUGAGCUCUGUCAAAGCAUAGGUGUGAUUCUUCACUACCUUACCCUUUGUUCGCUCCUUUGGAUGGCUAUCACCGUGAGCAACAUGCGCAAGUCAACUAAGAAGAAGAACCCUUUAGAGAUGGGUUCAGAAGAUGAUCUGCCUUCUAGCUCUCAUCCUCCACCAAAACCCCUUUUGGGUCUUUAUUUGGUUGGCUGGGGCAUUGGUUUGAUGGUUGUUGGAGUGAGUGGAGCUGUCAAUUUGAAGCAGUAUCGAUAUAUAGUUGAAGGGGAGUACUGCUUUUUGGUACCGAACUCAGCUCUAGGUGCAGUGCUUGUACCCUGUGCGUCUGUCAUUGUUUACCUCCUCGUGUCUGCCCUAUUGGUACGCUGUGAUCUCUCUCAACGCCAAAGUGACACUAAUGCCCAGUUGUCAGACGGCACUCAGGGCACUGAGAACGUCGACUUGGAUUUAUUGGACUGCACUGGCCCUGUCCGUCCUGGGAUGGGCAGUCUCAGUGUCGGCAGCACGGUGAGCAGUGAGGUCGAGGACGCCGAGCACACUCCUGCGACUCAGCUCAGGGCCACCCUCAUCGUCUUGCUGCUCUUCCUGUCGCUCUGGGCGGCGGGGGCGUUCUCCACCGCGAGUCAGCUGCACACCCUGCUGCCGCACGCCCCGCUCGUGUUCGGCACCUUGUACGCCGUCACCGCCUUCCUGCUGGCUGUGUUCAUCCUCUUCUUCCACUGCUUCGCGCGGAGCGACGUGCGCCCCUGCUGGCGCGUCACGCCCUGCCGCGGCCGCCACGUCUCGGACGCGCGCGCCUCCGAGCUGACCCACUCGGCGCCGGCCGGGGCCAGCAACAAGCCGCCGGCGGAAAUCACCACGACCGAGAAAGUCUCCAACCUGGAGAAGAAUGUGAUCCCGCAGGGCAACGGUCCCAUCUCCAAUCACGUUUCAAGCUCGACGAGCAUCAACUCCAACAAGUCUCACAACCAGAGGGCUGCGGUCGAGCUCAACAAGGCUGUCGAGUCGACGGCCGAAGAACCGCAAGAGACCAAGGCCUCCAACAUGCAUCUCAUGCCAGUUUAUCGGUCCUACCCCAGCGUCACGGACGCAGAGAUGUUCUACAACCCACGCCAGAGUGACAUGGCUCGCAAGUUCUUCCGCAAGCAAAAGAGACAUGGCCCAGGGGUGAAAUCUCAGCAUGAUUUUGCACGUCGGCUGGGCGAUGGGGAAGGAAAUCAGUCUGAUAUGGAGUCUACGAUACGAGACUCCUUGAAGGGCUCAGGCUCCAAGGUGAGCAACACCAACAUCCAUGUGGAACAGGCGGGUAAUGAAUCCACUACGUCUCAUGCUCACAGCUGCAACAUACUGGCUUCUGAGGGGCAAGCUGCCACCAAUCACGAACGGUGGGUGAUUGGAGCGGACAGUCCUCCCCCUCUAAACAACGAUGGGACAGUCAGAAGCUUUAUGUCUGACAGCAAUAGCCUGUCGGGGAGGAUAUUGGAAAGAAACUCCUCGAGGAGGCGAAGGAACAGAGGAGGUGUCAGUGAUGCAAACGGUUUGCAUGAGAGGAUGAGACAAAAGUACCAUAAUGGGUCACGUAACGGAACAAUAAGCAGUGUUUCCUCUGUCCGAAGUCGAGAUGUUGAGAUGGAUGAUGACUUUAUGAGGGUGUCUGUCGUUGACGAAGUUCCAGAUAGUGGUCCAGUACAGAAGACGUCAGUUUAUCCAUGGGACAACAGGAGUGUUGUCUCAGGUACAUUGUCAUUAGACCCAGUUUCUGAAGUGGAAAAUGAUGUAUGCUCUGUAAGUCGAUCAAGUCGACAUAGUAGUCGAAGCCCAGCAUCAAGAAAGAGGUACAGGAGAGUUGAACCUCCCUCAUUGAGGUCUCAUCCUACGUCUCUUGCUAGCUCAAUUGUAAGUCUUCAAACUAGAGAUAACUUACCCAGCUCGUAUCCAGGAGCAGCAGAAAAAGAUUCAACAAAUGGCAUUGAAGAUGCUAAUGCCCUUCAUAAAAAAGAAACUUGUGUAUAAUAUGUUACUCUAAGUUAUUUACAUUUUUAUUGGUGAUGCUGAUUUUAAAUCAAAACAAUUUGACACUGCCAUUAGAAUGAAUGUCUUUUAUUGUUAUUUUUUAAAACUCACUGCCCGUGGGCCAUCUGUAAGCAAGACAUUAAGCACUUGAGAUAAAAUUGUAUGAUUUUUCUUUGAAAUAUUAUUGACUUGCUUUUAUCUUUGCUGUGAUGUUAGAAAUAUUACUCUUGGCAUACUAAUUUGUUUUGUCAUGACUGAUUUAGUCUCUUUUUAUUGUACAUAGUUUAUGUACCAUAUAUUUUGCCAAACAUCAUGGUUCAACUGAGAUGGUUUUAAGUUUUUGCUGUACAAAGACUGGAUAUUUCAAAGUGAAUUUUUGAAAUUGAGGGGAGUUGUAUUAAGGACUGUAUAAUUUAUUGCUCUUGUAAGUAAAACCUAUGAACAAGCUUCACUUCAACAACAACCAAAAAUAAAAAGAGAAGCAAUUGGACUCCAGUGCUGGUAGUCUUUUUUUUUCUGCUCUAGACUGAGCCAGAUCAGAUUAGAAAAAAACUAUCCUAAGUGGAGCUUAGUACAUUAUAAAUUUGGUUUAUAUUUUGCCAUGUCACUGCUCUCACUUCCAUGUAUGUGUAGUUUUAAUUUUCCAUACAAAGAUUUCCAUUGAACAUUAGUGCCAUUUCAAAUUUAUACCAUGUGGUCAUUGAUGCCUGACUUUUUAAUCUGACGUAAAAGUGAAUUGGAUUUAUAUUUACUUUGCAAUUGAUAAACUAGCCAGGAAGUUAUUUCAUUAAAAUAUGUAUAUGUUCUCAAAUACUACAAAUACUGAAUCGAAUUUUCUUAUAAAUUCUGAAGAGAAGCAUCUACUUAUCUACUUUCCUGUGUAGGCCAUUUUUUUCUGAAGUGUCAUGGGAAUAUUGAUAUUAUUUGUACAGACUGAACAAUUUUUGCCCUGUUGGGUGUAUGAUAUGUAAUUAGUGUUAUUCAUAGAUAUGUCUAUGAAAGUUUUCUACUAAAGUGCUUUUCUGUGAUGUUUUCUCUCAAUUGUAUAAAAGUAGCUAUGUAUUAUUUUCAUUUUGUGUGUUACUCUUUACAAAUCAUGGCUUAUGUGCUUUGUAACAUAUUUCAUUCAUUAAUAUACUUAAUAGUUUUGUAAAGUGGAAGGAAUAGAUAUUGAGAUUAUAUUGAGGGGGUCAGGGACUUAUUAGUUUUAGUCAUUACCUCUUGUUUUGUAUAAUUUAAAUUAACACAUUGAGUCCCAUGAUGGGCACAUGGUAGCCAUACCUUGCUGGGGAAUGCCACCCCCGUUAAUUUCUCUGGGACUCAACGUGUUAAUGUCUGUGUGUAUUUCUUAAAUAUUCUUUUCUGGACGUAUUUGUGAGCUGUUUAUCCCUUUAAAACCUGUAAACUAUGCCCAUAAGUUUGCUUUAAAUUUUCUAAUCUUAGCCCAGUGCUCUCCUGUGAUCUGAUGCAAGGACUUCGUAAUCAAUAUAUUGUGAAAGUGUUUCUUUGUACCAUUCACCCAAUCCGCAUUCUUGAUUUCCUUGAUUUUUGGCAGUGUACAAUGAGCUGUAUGACUUGUGGACUUGUGGCAAAGAUAUUGUUGUGCUUCAAAAUUUAAAAUAUACUAUUGUUAUUGUUCAA